AAAUAGGUGCGACUGAGAUAAGGCUUCCCAUCCCCGCCUUAUACUCCCCAUAUUUGUGAGGCUAACGUAUUUCUUUCGGGGGCGACUCAACUCUCCUCCGCUUCACCUAUCAUAUCAUCUAUUCAUCUUCAUCUGAAACUUAUGCCUCUUGCAUUCUCGGCUACUUCCUCAGCUCUAGGCGAUCAAAAUUGAUGAAACGGUUCUUCUGAUUCUCGAUUGUUCACCAGCCAAAUCCCAACAUGGCUCCAGUUAAUUCAAGCAUCAGCAGCCACGUCUCACUCACUCCCGGUUCUGCCAUAACACUAAGAAAAAGCAGCUUUCUUCCCAGAUGCAGCAAGCCUCGAAACCUUCACAAAGCCACAUUCCCACCUCUAUCCACCUCAAUCAGUCUAUUCCCCCAAUUCCUCGGUGGAGUUGUUAUAAAACCUAAGCAAAUAACCCACAUAUUAUGCACUACACCCAGUACCCCCUUAGCUGUGGAGGAGGAGGAGAAGGAGAAGGAGAUAGACUCGAAUGCCUCGAAGUCAAAACGUUCGAGGCCCACACGAAAGAGCGAGAUGCCGCCUGUGAAAAACGAGGAGCUCGUCCCCGGAGCAACUUUCAAGGGGAAGGUCCGGUCCAUACAGCCGUUCGGCGCCUUUGUCGAUUUCGGCGCCUUCACGGACGGGCUAGUCCACGUGUCGAAGCUGAGCAGCAGCUUUGUGAAGGACGUGGCAAACGUGGUUAAGGUCGGGCAAGAGGUGACCGUGCGGCUGAUUGAGGCAAACAUGGAGACUGGUCGGAUAUCUUUGACCAUGCGGGACAGUGACGAGCCUGCCAAUGCCAAGGCCCAGCAGCAGCAGAAGCAGAGGGAUUUCGGUCAGAAGAGGAAUGAGAAUAGGAAGAGCUCCAAGUUUGUGAAGGGGCAGGAGCUUGAGGGGACAGUUAAGAACCUGACGAGGGCAGGGGCUUUUAUAUCGCUCCCUGAUGGGGAAGAAGGGUUUUUGCCGACAUCUGAGGAGGCGAGAGAGGUUUUGGGGUACGUGAUGGGGAGUUCGUCUCUUGAAGUUGGGCAGGUUGUUAGCGUGCGGGUUUUGCGAGUGAACAGAGGGCAGUUAACACUGACAAUGAAGAAGGAGGAAGAUGCGGAGGAGUUGGACGUGACGCUUGGCGAGGGGGUGGUGCACUCGGAUACUAACCCUUUUGUGCUGGCAUUCAGGGGCAGUCCAGUCAUUUCUGCAUUGUUGGACAAGAGGGAGAAGGCGGACAAUCUGGUUGAGGAAGCUGAAGGUGUUGUUGGGGUGGAUAUGAAAGAUUAUUACAAAGGUGUGGAAAACGAGGAAGGAGGUGAGAUAGCUGGAGAAGUCGCUUUUGUUGGUGAAGGUGUUUCGGACUCGAUGGUGAAAGAUGAAGAGCAAAGUAAGGAAGGGGAUAAUGGGGCUUUUCUCUCUGUAUACGAAAGUGAGUCGGAAUUAUCUGGAGAGUUCCCCGCGAUUGAUAAUGCAGCUGAAAAGGAUGGGGAGCCCCUUGUAUCUGAAGAAUUAGAGGAAGUUGUUGAAGAUGAAGCAGUGGACGAUGAUGGAAACCAAAGUAAAGAACAAGAAGAAACUGCUGCGUUAAACUCUGAUGAGAAUGGCACUAUUGAGAGCUCAGGAGGGGAAAUCAUUUCUGAGAAUCAGGGGAACGAGUGCACAGAGACAAUGCCAGAGGCUAAACAUGAACUUCUUUGUGCAGAAAGCGUGGUUAGUGAAGACACUGUAACUCUGACUGAAGUGAUGGCGCAAACCACUGUUGACUCUGAGCAGAACGGAAACAUCUCAAGUCCAAGGGAACCAAACGGUGAUGCUUCUCCUAUAGAAACCACAACAAAAGCUGAUAUAUCUCCAGCGCUCGUAAAACAGCUGCGUGAGGAAACGGGAUCAGGCAUGAUGGACUGCAAAAAAGCCCUUUUGGAAACUGGAGGCGAUUUAGUCCAAGCUCUGGAAUACCUCCGGAAGAAGGGUUUAGCCAGCGCAGAUAAGAAAGCCAGUAGGGCCACAGCCGAGGGCAGAAUUGGCACGUACAUACACGACAGCAGGAUCGGAGUCCUAAUCGAAGUCAACUGUGAGACCGAUUUUGUUGCACGAGGUGACAUUUUCAAGGAACUCAUUGAGGACUUGGCCAUGCAAGUGGCCGCGUGCCCUCAAGUGAAGUACCUUGACACUGAGGACAUCCCAAAAGAGAUUGUCGAUAAGGAGAGGGAAAUGGAGAUGCAGAAAGAGGAUCUUUUGUCAAAGCCGGAGCCGAUUAGGUCUAAGAUUGUGGAUGGGCGUAUAAGGAAGAGGCUCGAGGAACUCGCGUUGCUCGAGCAGCCUUUUAUCAAGAACGAUAAGGUGAUCAUCAAGGACUGGGUGAAGCAGACAAUCUCGACUGUUGGGGAGAACAUUAAGGUGAAAAGGUUCGUGCGCUAUAACCUUGGUGAGGGUUUGGAAAAGAAAAGUCAAGAUUUUGCUGCUGAAGUAGUUGCUGCCCAGACUGCUUCUAAGUCGGUGGUAUCAACAUCUGUUAAACAGGAAGAGCCUGCUGCUGAAGCAGAAACCACAGAAGCCGUGGAGGAGCCUCUGAAGGUGGCUGUGUCAGCUAGUCUGGUAAAACAGCUUCGGGAGGAAAGUGGGGCCGGGAUGAUGGACUGCAAGAAAGCCCUCUCGGAAUCCGGAGGUGACCUGGCCAUGGCCCACGAGUACCUCCGCAAGAAGGGCCUCUCGACUGCCGACAAGAAAUCGGGCCGUGCUGCAGCCGAGGGCCGAGUUGGGGCCUACAUUCACGACUCCCGUAUUGGGGUCCUCAUUGAGGUCAACUGCGAGACUGACUUUGUUGGCCGCAGCCAAGUCUUCAAGGAGCUCGUCGAUGACCUGGCGAUGCAAGUCGUGGCUUGUCCGAACGUGAAGUAUGUGUCGGUCGAGGACAUUCCUGAGAGUUUUGUUAGCCGGGAAAAGGAACUGGAGAUGCAGAGGGAAGACUUGAAGUCGAGGCCGGAGAAUGUGAGGGAGAAGAUUGUCGAGGGACGGGUUGCAAAGAGGCUUGGCGAGCUGGCACUCUUGGAGCAGCCUUUUAUUAAGAAUGAUGGCGUGAUUGUGAAGGAUUUGGUGAAACAGACUGUGGCGGCGCUCGGGGAAAAUGUGAAGGUCAGGCGGUUCGUGCGGUUCACGCUUGGCGAGAAUUGACUGGUUUUUUUGGGGGGGUUUUUUGAUUUAAUGACAGACAACCUGUUAGUUUUUGUGUUCUGCAAGGUAGCUAAAUGUUUUGCAUUUGCGAGAUGUAUGGGUGGUUCAUGGUUGAGUUUGUUUUGACGAAUUCUUUGGUAGAUUUUUUUUAUUUUUUGUUUAUGGUUUUUUUAAUUCAUGUGUGUUCGGCGAAAAAUAUGAGAAAUAGUAACUUGUGUUACGUUUUAUUGUUCUCUUGUAUGAGAAGCUAGGGCUGGGUGUUUCGAAUUACAUGUAGUCCUAAUGGGGUAGUCUGGUAUCUUGGAUAUUAUUUUGCUAUGACUCAUGAUUUAAACUGAACUAGUACAGAGCCCGUGCGAUGCACGGGGUGCACAGUUUUAAGGUUAUUUAUCCAGGCUUAUAAAUAUAUACAUGAAUAAAGAAAAAUGUACGGCACGAGAUAUAUUUAUUUGCAUAAUAUUAUAUUAUAAGAUGCAAUAUUCAAUAGAAGUUUAUAAUACCCAAGAAAAUUGUACAAUGUUUAAUAAAAGUUUUAUAAUAUUCAAGUGGAGUCUUAAAGUCUCUUGUACAUUAAGACUACUGACAAAAUAAUAUUUUAAUCAAUGAGUUUCCUUUCCUUGUAGCCAAAUUGUGAAUGUGAUUUGAGGAGUACAACAA
Messenger RNA from Striga asiatica, 3839 nucleotides. The record is from the annotation of a GenBank genome assembly. Lineage: Eukaryota; Viridiplantae; Streptophyta; Magnoliopsida; Lamiales; Orobanchaceae.